UUUAGCGAUCUAGCAUAGUUCAAAAAGCACGUAAUAUAUAAUUUUCAUAUAAGUAAUCAAUUUAAAUCAUGUGAUUACGAACAGACAAAUAUUAAUCCAAGUUUCGUAUUGUUAAAUUUUAAGCGUACGUUAGAAUAAAUGAGAGUUUUAUCCUAUAAUUUUAUGGUGCUGUAUGAUGUGAUAUUUAUAUUGUUAAUAUAUUCUGUUCUGCAAGCUGCUUGUAUGUGUACGCUGGACGAGUUUGUGUUAUGAUCCAAAAAUGUGGAAGCUUUUUUGGGCCGAUGAGAGCCUUUGAGCGAUGACCUCGACCCUGAGCCAUGCCUCGGAUACGGUACGCUUCCUUCCUGCGUGUAGUCGUGAUAGCUGGACUCUUCUGUGUGUGGUUUCAUAUCAUGUUGGCGGCGACCAACGGGGCCAUGGACAAAGACGCUGAAUAUAUCACAGCGAUAAACACAGGGAACCUCACUGUAAUGGACCCGCCGUUAUCAGAGGAGUUGAUGAAUUCCAACGACACCUCCGAGCAGGUCCUCGCGUUGGUGCCCCCGGAGCUACACAAGUAUCUCACCGUCCAUUCAAAAAAUACUACUGGUAACUCAACAGAGCGCUACGGCCCAAAGAACAUAACGGAGAUGCGGAGAGCCAUAGACAGGAUGAACGACGCGCAGACGAUAUACAACGAAGAUAUAUUUGGACCGGUACAAAACGACACCAUCAUCAUAGCGAUACAGGUUCACACCAGACUAACUUACCUCAGACAUCUCAUCGUAUCGUUGGCCCAGGCCCGUGAUAUCGACAAGGCGCUCCUUAUCUUCUCCCACGACUAUUACGACGAGGAGAUCAACAGUCUAGUGAGAAGUAUCGACUUCACUAAGGUGAUGCAGAUAUUUUAUCCGCACUCAAUACAGACACAUCCCAACGAGUUCCCCGGGAUAGACCCCAACGACUGUCCCCGGGACGCGAAGCUGCAACAAGCAAUAAAGCUGAGAUGCAACAACGCGCUGCACCCGGACCUCCACGGACAUUACCGCGAGGCGAAGUACACGCAGACGAAACACCACUGGUGGUGGAAGGCGAACAGGAUAUUCAAUCAGCUGCAAUGUACGGCUGGUCACACAGGUAUGGUGGUGUUCCUCGAGGAGGACCAUUACGUGGCGGAAGACUUCAUCCACAUGAUACAUCUCCUGAUAGCCACCAGGGAUAAGGCCUGUCCGCAUUGUGAGAUACUCUGCCUGGGGACGUACCUCAAAACCUACCAGUACCACAGUACCGCGGAUAAGAGAAAGAAGCAAAUAGCGCUGAGUUACAUACAGCAGGUGAGGGCCGUCAGUGAGGAGAGGAGAAGGCGCCAGGAGAACUGGAACUACCAGGUGUAUCCCAACCUUUACGGGAGCACCCAGAAGGUGGAAAUAACGCCCUGGCAUUCCAGCAUGCACAACAUGGGGUUCGCGUUCAACAGGAGCGUGUUCCAGGACAUCGUGUCCCUCCACGAGCAGUUCUGUGACUACGACGACUACAACUGGGACUACUCGCUGCUGCACCUCUCCCAGAACCGGCCGGGGAGGGACAAGUUCAAGGUCAUACUGUGCAAGGGCCCGCGGGUCUUCCAUAUAGGGGAGUGCGGCAUCCACCACAAGAAGUCCAACUGCAACGCGUCCGUGGUGAUCGGGAAAGUGCAGAAGCUGCUGCUGGAGGCCAGGCCGCACCUGUUCCCCGCCAGGGUCACCGCCACCAUCAGCUCGGGCGGGGCCAAGCACAACAAGAAACUCACCAAGGGGAAUGGCGGCUGGGGGGACCUCAGAGACCGCGAGCUCUGCUCCAACAUGACGAGGGUCGGCAGACAGAUGAAGAAGUACUUUUAUGCGUAACCAAAUAUAUAUAAGCCGUCCCUCUCGCACACUGGGCGUCAGAGCGAGACGGGUGUAUCGUACUUAACACACGCGCGCACACUUACACUAUAUCGCUGUCCCUUUCACACAUCCGUUGUUCCUCUCACUCACUCAGAUGUUUCUAAGCGGCCUUCGUUUUGAUCUUUACAGUUUUUUUUUCUCUUAAAUCCACGCUGCAUUUAUUCUAUAACAUCUUGUUUGCUCAUCAUCGUACCAGCCUUCGUUACAGUUCAGUUUCCUAUAUAUUCUAUAUAUAUAUGAUUAUUUUGUUAAACAAAUUGCCAAAGACGGAACAUUUAUGAAUAUUAACUUAAACCAAGGGUGCUGACAUUGACAGAAUAAUAUACAGAGGAAUACAAAGAGGUUUUACGUCAAGUGAUAGGUUAAGGCAGGUUGUUAAUAUUAUUCAAACUCAGAUUAUUGUUUACACAGAUAUAAUAACUAGAAGUUAGUAACGUUAACACACACAAACACAAACACACACACACACACACACACACACACACACACACACACACACACACACACACACACACACACACACACACUCACAAACACAGACACAAACACACACACAAACACACAACAUACUCACACACAAACACACACAUUUAUAUAUAUAUAUAAUUAAUUUCUGACAAAAGAAUAAAAUUUAAGUUGAGAUCUAAGAUUUUCGCGAGUAUUCAUUAAACAUGUAAGUUUCUUUGUCCGUGUCUUUGUAUUCUCUCCAUCAGUUCAGUCUUAAGUCAUUGAAGGCCUUGUUUAUAUAUUACUUAUUUAUUUUUAAAUCAUUUCUGUAUUUUCCUCGUUCGACUGCAGUCCCGUACAGUAUUAUCGUGAAAUAAAAAAUUAUAAAAAACAAAAAAAUUGCACAAAUUUCUCUCCGCGGAGAGCUAAGGUUAAGUGAUCGUCUGUAAGUCCUGGUCUCGCUGCCGCGCGGCGCCCGGCCGGUCCGCGCCCGGGCAGGUUCCUAGUCAGUGCAGAGUGUUGUAACAAACGCGACCUGUUUUGUUUUUAUUUGAAAUAAAUAUUACGAUUUUAUGAA
Molecule: messenger RNA, 2931 nt
Organism: Danaus plexippus (monarch butterfly)
Lineage: Eukaryota; Metazoa; Arthropoda; Insecta; Lepidoptera; Nymphalidae
Gene: Mgat2
Product: alpha-1,6-mannosyl-glycoprotein 2-beta-N-acetylglucosaminyltransferase
Exons: 13
Coding region: 318-1865 (515 amino acids)
Biological process (GO): protein N-linked glycosylation; oligosaccharide biosynthetic process
Cellular component (GO): Golgi stack; Golgi membrane
Molecular function (GO): alpha-1,6-mannosylglycoprotein 2-beta-N-acetylglucosaminyltransferase activity
Source: RefSeq, a predicted model, not a curated record